This is a messenger RNA of Budorcas taxicolor (takin), 8048 nucleotides long. RefSeq names its product notch receptor 3 (gene NOTCH3). NCBI's taxonomy places the organism in Eukaryota, Metazoa, Chordata, Mammalia, Artiodactyla, Bovidae. Bases 1 to 6999 code for a protein of 2332 amino acids. Gene Ontology annotation, biological process: multicellular organism development; regulation of DNA-templated transcription; regulation of developmental process. The transcript has 33 exons. Gene Ontology annotation, cellular component: membrane. The record is from RefSeq and is a predicted model, not a curated record. Gene Ontology annotation, molecular function: protein binding; signaling receptor activity; calcium ion binding.
AUGGGGCCGGGGCCCCGGGGCCGCCGCCCCCGCCGCCGUCGCCCGAUGUCGCCGCCACCACCCCUGCCGUCCGUGCGGACGCUGCCCUUAUUGCUGCUGCUAGCGGGGCCGGGGGCUGCAGCCCCCCCUUGCCUGGACGGAAGCCCGUGUGCGAACGGAGGUCGCUGCACCCAGCUGCCCUCCCGGGAGGCUGCCUGCCUGUGCCCACCAGGCUGGGUGGGUGAACGGUGUCAGCUGGAAGACCCCUGCCAUUCUGGCCCCUGUGCUGGCCGUGGUGUCUGCCAGAGCUCGGUGGUGGCGGGGACUGCCCGGUUCACCUGCCGCUGUCCCCGGGGCUUCCGAGGCCCCGACUGCUCCCUGCCAGACCCCUGCCUCAGCAGCCCCUGUGCCCAUGGUGCCCGCUGCUCGGUGGGCUCCGAUGGCCGCUACCUGUGCUCCUGCCCACCCGGCUACCAGGGCCGCAGCUGCCGGAGUGAUGUAGAUGAAUGCCGGAUGGGUGGGCCCUGCCGCCACGGUGGCACCUGCCUCAACACGCCUGGCUCCUUCCGCUGCCAGUGCCCAGGUGGCUACACCGGGCCACUGUGUGAGAGCCCCGCGGCGCCCUGUGCUCCCUCCCCGUGCCGUAACGGGGGCACCUGUAGACAGAGCGGCGACCUCACCUAUGACUGUGCCUGCCUUCCUGGGUUUGAGGGCCAGAACUGUGAAGUGAAUGUGGAUGACUGUCCAGGGCACCGGUGUCUAAAUGGGGGGACGUGCGUGGACGGUGUCAACACCUACAACUGCCAGUGCCCUCCUGAGUGGACAGGCCAGUUCUGUACGGAGGACGUGGACGAGUGUCAGCUGCAGCCCAACGCUUGCCACAACGGGGGCACCUGCUUCAACACAUUGGGUGGCCACAGUUGUGUGUGUGUCAAUGGCUGGACAGGCGAGAGCUGCAGUCAGAAUAUUGAUGACUGUGCCACAGCUGUGUGCUUCCACGGGGCCACUUGCCAUGACCGUGUGGCCUCUUUUUACUGUGCCUGCCCCAUGGGCAAAACUGGACUUUUGUGUCAUCUGGACGAUGCUUGUGUCAGCAACCCCUGUCAUGAGGAUGCCAUCUGUGACACUAAUCCAGUGAAUGGCCGGGCCAUCUGCACCUGUCCACCGGGUUUCACAGGUGGAGCUUGCGACCAGGACGUGGAUGAGUGUUCCAUUGGUGCCAAUCCUUGUGAGCACCUGGGCCGGUGUGUGAACACACAGGGCUCAUUCCUGUGCCAGUGCGGCCGUGGCUACACCGGUCCGCGCUGUGAGACCGAUGUCAAUGAAUGCCUCUCCGGUCCCUGCCGCAACCAGGCCACGUGUCUGGACCGCAUAGGCCAGUUUACCUGCAUCUGCAUGGCAGGUUUCACAGGCACCUAUUGUGAGGUGGACAUGGAUGAGUGUCAGAGCAGCCCGUGUGUUAACGGUGGGGUCUGCAAGGACAGAGUCAAUGGCUUCAGCUGCACGUGCCCCUCGGGCUUCAGUGGGGCCAUGUGUCAGCUGGACGUGGAUGAGUGCGCCAGCACACCCUGCCGGAACGGAGCCAAGUGCGUCGACCAGCCAGAUGGCUACGAGUGCCGCUGCGCGGAGGGCUUUGAGGGCACAGUGUGUGAGCGCAACGUGGAUGACUGCUCGCCAGACCCUUGCCACCACGGGCGCUGUGUGGACGGCAUUGCCAGUUUCUCGUGCGCCUGUGUCCCGGGCUAUACCGGCAUGCGCUGUGAAAGCCAGGUGGAUGAAUGCCGAAGCCAGCCCUGCCGACACGGGGGCAAAUGCCUAGACCUGGUGGACAAAUACCUCUGCCGCUGCCCUCCUGGCACCACAGGUGUGAACUGUGAGGUGAACACUGAUGAUUGUGCUAGCAACCCCUGCACCUUUGGAGUCUGCCGGGACGGCAUCAACCGCUAUGACUGUGUCUGCCAGCCUGGAUUCACAGGGCCCCUCUGCAACGUGGAGAUCAACGAGUGUGCGUCCAACCCCUGCGGCGAGGGAGCCUCCUGCGUGGAUGGUGAAAAUGGCUUCCGAUGCCUCUGCCCACCUGGCUCCCUGCCCCCACUCUGCCUUCCCCCAAGCCAUCCUUGUGCCCAGGAACCCUGCAGUCAUGGCGUCUGCCACGAUGCGCCUGGAGGGUUCCGCUGUGUGUGUGAACCUGGCUGGAGUGGCCCUCAGUGCAGUCAGAGCCUCACUCGAGAUGCCUGUGAAUCCCAUCCCUGCCAGGCAGGCGGCACCUGCACCAGUGAUGGAAUGGGCUUCCGCUGCACCUGUCCCCCUGGUAUCCAGGGCCAUCAGUGUGAGCUGCUGUCCCCCUGCACCCCGAAUCCCUGUGAGCAUGGGGGCUACUGUGAGUCUGCUCCUGGCCAGCUGGCUGUCUGCUCCUGCACCCCUGGUUGGCAAGGCCCACGAUGUCAGCAGGAUGUGGAUGAGUGUGCUAGCCCCUCACCCUGUGGUCCCCAUGGUACCUGCACCAACCUGGCAGGGAGUUUCAGCUGUACCUGCCACGAGGGCUACAGUGGCCCUUCCUGUGAUCAGGACAUCGAUGACUGUGACCCCAACCCCUGCCUGAAUGGUGGCUCAUGUCAGGACGGGGUGGGCUCCUUUUCCUGCUCCUGCCUCCCUGGCUUUGCUGGCUCCCGCUGUGCCCGAGACGUGGACGAGUGUCUGAGCAGCCCCUGCGGCUCAGGCACCUGCACAGACCACGUGGCCUCCUUCACCUGCACCUGCCCGCCGGGUUAUGGCGGCUUCCACUGCGAGCAGGACCUCCCUGACUGCAGUCCCAGCUCCUGCUUCAAUGGAGGGACCUGCGUGGAUGGUGUGAACUCAUUCACCUGUCUGUGCCGCCCGGGCUACACUGGCACACACUGCCAACAUGAGGCGGACCCUUGCCUCUCACGGCCCUGCAUGCACGGGGGCGUCUGCACUGCCGCCCACCCCGGCUUCCACUGCGCCUGCCCAGACGGCUUCACCGGUGCUCAGUGCCAGACGCUGGUGGACUGGUGCAGCCACUCGCCCUGUCAGAAUGGGGGUCGCUGUGCCCGGACAGGGGCCUCUUUCUACUGCCUUUGCCCCCCCGGGUGGAGCGGCCGCCUAUGUGACAUCCGGAGCCUGCCCUGCAGAGAGGCCGCAGCCCAAAUCGGAGUGCCCACGGAGCAGCUGUGUCAGGCGGGUGGGCAGUGUGUGGACAAGGACAGCUCCCACUACUGUGUGUGCCCAGAGGGCCACACUGGCAGCCACUGUGAGCAGGAGAUGGACCCCUGCUUGGCUCAGCCCUGCCAGCAUGGGGGCACCUGCCGAGGCUACGUGGGCGGUUAUGUGUGUGAGUGUCCAGCUGGCUACACUGGUGACAACUGUGAGGAUGAUGUAGACGAGUGUGCCUCCCAGCCCUGCCAGCAUGGGGGCAUCUGCAUUGACCUCGUGGCCCACUAUCUCUGCUCCUGUCCCCCAGGGACGCUGGGUGUGCUCUGCGAGAUUAAUGAGGAUGACUGUGGCCCAGGCCCAGCCCUGGACCUGGGGCCCCGGUGCCUGCACAACGGUACCUGCGUGGAUCUGGUGGGUGGUUUCCGCUGCACCUGCCCCCCAGGAUACACUGGCCUGCGCUGUGAGGGGGACAUCAAUGAAUGUCGCCCAGGUGCCUGCCACGCGGCACAUAGCCGGGACUGCCUGCAGGACCCAGGUGGGGGCUUCCGCUGCUUGUGUCACCCUGGCUUCACAGGUCCCCGCUGUCAGACUGUUUUGUCUCCCUGUGAGUCUCAGCCUUGCCAGCAUGGAGGCCAGUGCCGUCCCAGCCCGGGCCCUGGGGGUGUGCUGACCUUCUCUUGCCACUGCAUCCCGCCGUUCUGGGGCCCGCGUUGCGAGCGGGUGGCACGCUCCUGCCGGGAGCUGCAGUGCCCAGUGGGUGUCCCGUGCCAGCAGACGGUCCGUGGACCGCGCUGCGCCUGCCCCCCGGGGCUGUCGGGUCCCGCCUGCCGGGGUUCCCGGGGGUCGCCCCCCGGGGCCGCCAAUGCCAGCUGCGUGACCUCUCCCUGCCUUCACGGGGGCUCCUGCCGCCCGGAGCCGCUCGCGCCCUUCUUCGGCUGCGCUUGCGCGCCAGGCUGGACCGGGCCGCGCUGCGAGGUGCCCGCGACGAUGCCCGAGGUAUCCGUGCCGAUGCCCGAGGUCCCGGAGGAGCCGGCGUGCCCGAGAGCCUCCUGCGAGGCCAAGAGCGGCGACAAGAACUGCGACCGCGAGUGCAACAGCCCCGGCUGCGGCUGGGACGGCGGCGACUGCUCGCUGAGCGUGAGCGACCCCUGGCGGCAGUGCGCGGCGCUGCAGUGCUGGCUCCUGUUCAACAACAGCCGCUGCGACCCCGCCUGCAGUUCGCCCGCCUGCCUCUACGACAACUUCGACUGCCGCGCCGGCGGCCGCGAGCGCACCUGCAACCCAGUGUAUGAGAAGUACUGCGCGGACCACUUCGCUGACGGCCGCUGCGACCAGGGCUGCAACACAGAGGAGUGCGGCUGGGAUGGCCUGGACUGUGCGGGUGAGGUGCCCGCCCUGCUGGCCCGCGGUGUCCUGGUGCUCACAGUGCUGCUGCCGCCGGAGGAGCUGCUGCGCUCCAGCGCCGACUUCCUGCAGCGGCUCAGCGGCAUCCUGCGCACCUCGCUGCGCUUCCGUCUGGACGAGAACGGCCAGGCCAUGGUCUUCCCUUACCACCGGCCCGGGCCUGGCGCUGAAUCCCGGAACCGGCGGGAGCUGGCCCCCGAGGUGAUCGGCUCUGUAGUGAUGCUGGAAAUUGACAACCGUCUGUGCCUGCAGUCACCAGAGAACGACCACUGUUUCCCUGACGCUCAGAGUGCGGCGGACUAUUUGGGAGCGUUGUCGGCAGUGGAGCGUCUCGACUUCCCCUACCCACUGCGGGCGGCGCGGGGGGAGCCAGUGGAGCUGCCGGAACCAAGCGUGCCGCUGUUACCGCUGCUGGCGGCCAGUGGCAUCUUCCUGUUGGUCCUCCUGGUCCUCGGGGUCAUGGUGGCCCGCCGCAAGCGUGAGCACAGCACCCUCUGGUUCCCCGAGGGCUUCGCGCUGCACAAGGAUGUGGCCGUGGGACACAAGGGCCGGCGGGAACCCGUGGGCCAAGACGCACUGGGCAUGAAGAACAUGGCCAAGGGUGAGAGUCUGAUGGGGGAGGUGGCCACCGACUGGAUGGACACAGAGUGCCCCGAGGCCAAGCGACUGAAGGUGGAGGAGCCUGGUGUGGGGACUGAGGACGCUGUGGAUUGCCGCCAGUGGACUCAACACCACCUGGUUGCUGCUGACAUCCGCGUGGCACCAGCCAUGGCCUUGACACCACCGCAGGGUGAUGCAGAUGCGGAUGGCAUGGAUGUCAACGUGCGCGGUCCAGAUGGCUUCACCCCUCUAAUGCUGGCCUCCUUCUGCGGGGGAGCCCUGGAGCCAAUCCCAACCGAAGAGGACGAGGCAGAAGACACAUCAGCCAGCAUCAUCUCAGACCUGAUCUGCCAGGGGGCACAGCUUGGGGCUCGGACUGACCGCACUGGUGAGACGGCCCUGCACCUGGCUGCCCGCUAUGCCCGGGCUGAUGCCGCCAAGCGGCUGCUGGAUGCUGGGGCAGACACCAAUGCCCAGGACCACUCUGGCCGCACCCCCCUGCACACGGCUGUCACUGCCGAUGCCCAGGGCGUCUUCCAGAUUCUUAUCCGGAACCGCUCUACAGACCUGGAUGCUCGCAUGGCAGACGGCUCCACGGCACUGAUCCUGGCAGCCCGCCUGGCGGUGGAGGGCAUGGUGGAAGAGCUCAUCGCCAGUCAUGCUGAUGUCAAUGCUGUGGAUGAGCUCGGAAAAUCGGCCUUACACUGGGCUGCAGCUGUCAACAACGUGGAGGCCACCUUGGCUCUGCUCAAAAAUGGAGCCAACAAGGACAUGCAGGAUAGCAAGGAAGAGACUCCACUGUUCCUGGCCGCCCGGGAGGGCAGCUUCGAGGCGGCCAAGCUGCUGCUAGACCACUUUGCCAACCGGGAGAUCACAGACCACCUGGACAGGCUGCCCCGGGACGUGGCGCAGGAGAGGCUGCACCAGGACAUCGUGCGCUUGCUGGACCAGCCCAGCGGGCCCCGGAGCCCCCCUGGCCCCCACGGCCUGGGGCCCUUGCUCUGUCCGCCCGGGGCCUUCCUCCCCGGCCUCAAGGUGGCGCAGUCCGGGGCCAAGAAGAGCCGGAGGCCCCCGGGGAAGGCGGGGCUGGGGCCGCAGGGCCCCCGGGGGCGGGGCAAGAAGCUGACGCUGGCCUGCCCCGGGCCCUUGGCCGACAGCUCGGUCACGCUCUCGCCCGUGGACUCGCUGGACUCCCCGCGGCCCUUUGGCGGGCCCCCCGCGUCCCCUGGCGGCUUCCCCCUCGAGGGGCCCUACGCGGCCGCCACGGCCACGGCCGUGUCUCUGGCGCAGCUGGGUGGCGCGGGCCGGGCGGGUCUAGGGCGCCAGCCCCCCGGGGGCUGCGUGCUCAGCCUGGGCCUGUUGAACCCCGUGGCCGUACCCCUCGACUGGGCCCGGCUGCCCCCACCCGCCCCUCCAGGUCCCUCCUUCCUGCUGCCGCUGGCCCCGGGACCCCAGCUGCUGAACCCCGGGAAUCCCGUGUCCCCCCAGGAGCGGCCCCCGCCCUACCUGGCCGCCCCAGGACACGGCGAGGAGUUCCCCGCGGUGGCUGGGGCCCACGGCAGCCCCCCCAAGGCCCGCUUCCUGCGGGUCCCCAGCGAGCACCCUUACUUGACCCCAUCCCCCGAGUCCCCCGAGCACUGGGCCAGCCCCUCCCCGCCCUCACUCUCGGACUGGUCUGACUCCACGCCCAGCCCGGCCACUGCCACCGGGGCCUCGGCCACCGCUGCUGGGUCCCUGUCGGCCCAGCCGCUCCCCUUGUCGGUCCCUGGCGCUCUUGCUCAGGCCCAGACCCAGCUGGGGCCCCAGCCUGAAGUCACCCCCAAGAGGCAAGUGUUGGCCUGAGGGCUCCCCAGUUCCUGGAUUUGGGGAGGCUGAAGGGGCAGCCCGUCAUGAUUCCCCUUUCUCUCUCCCCUUUUAGUCCAUUUCAUUGUUUCUCCUUUUCUCCUGCACACCGCCCUCCUUGCAGUGUGACCAAGAUAGGUCACCAGGCUAGGGCUUCAGUCUUCCUUUAUUUAUAAGGGGUGCAGGCUAAACCUCACCCUUGGGUCCUGUGGUGAGUCUAGGACAUCCACCUGCCUCUCCCCUCAUCCUGUGGCCAACACCCCCCUACCCCCAUUCUCUCUUUCCCCUUUUUCUUGCCUCUUCUGGCCCCCCUCUCUCACUCCUCCUGCUCUGACACAAGUGGAUUAUUAUUAUUUUUUUUACAUUUUGUAUAGAAACAAAUUCAUUUAAACAAACUUAUUAUUAUUAUUAUUUUUUACAAAAUAUAUAUAUGGAGAUGCUCUCUGCCCCCCUGCGAACCCCCCCAGUGCCCCCGUGGGGCUGAGUCUGUGGGCCCAUUCGGCCAAGCUGGAUUCUGUGUACCAAGUACACAGGCAUGACCGGGCUCCUGUGUACCAAGUACACAACCCUGGUGUGUACCAAGUAGGCACCCUUGGGCGCACCCUCCGGGGCUAGGGGUCGGGUGAGACCUGGGAGCCUCCUCCCUGUUCCACCUCCCUCACUUCACUGCAUUCCAGAUGGAACUUAUUAUAGAGCUUUGCCCUCUGGCCCAGAGAGCCUGCCCACAGUCCCUCCACCCCUAUCCUAGGGUGUGGGCCUUCUCCCUUUGGGAGCUGGGAGGGUGGGGUGGCUGGUGGGAAUAUGAGGACCAGGGGAGAUGUGUGCAUUCUGCUUUGUCUCCCUGUAAACAAUGGGCCUGCAGGAAGAGAAGGAGCUGCCUGCCUGGCACCUCUUCUUCCUGGUACUCCCCUGGCCCAGCCUCAGGGCAAAAUAGAAGUAUUUGUAGGCUAUUUUUGUAAUAUAGCUUCUGGUCACAAUUCCUGUGUAGCUAAGUCCCCAGGCCUUGCAUUGUACAGCCCCCUGUUCCGUCACCACCUAAUAAAGGAAUA